AUGGACACUCUCGAGGCGAUCCGGGCUUCGAAUCGACGGUUAGAUUCGGCCCUACCUGCUAGACUCAUAGCCGUCUUCGUUGGUGUAACAAGCCGCAUUGGCGAGGCAUCGAUGAAGCAGCUAGCGAAGCAUGCCAAUGCAGCUUGGGCACCCGCAUCUUUUUGUGAGAAGCGUGGACAAACCGUGUCAGGAGAUCAGAUUAAAGAGAUAUCCAUCAACUUAACGCUCUUACGCGUUGGCACUCAUCACUGGCACAGGGACCAAGGAGGGCCUUCAUUACUUCGCAGCAUCGACAUACUACUCCCGGCUUCACCCCGUCGUGAAUCCCGAGACCUCUUGCCUAAAGGGCACCUGUGCUUUAACCGGCUCAUGACCAUGUUCGCCGGGGGCAAGGAACGUUCCAACUCACAGACGACCUUCCCAGUUGGAAGGUUUCCGGCCAAGGGACUAUCCUAA
This is a messenger RNA of Aspergillus alliaceus, 456 nucleotides long. RefSeq lists its product as uncharacterized. The record is from RefSeq and is a predicted model, not a curated record. The coding region runs from base 1 to 456 and encodes 151 amino acids. The transcript is spliced from 3 exons. NCBI's taxonomy places the organism in Eukaryota, Fungi, Ascomycota, Eurotiomycetes, Eurotiales, Aspergillaceae.